Anopheles cruzii is the source of this 2314-nucleotide messenger RNA. RefSeq names its product mitochondrial potassium channel ATP-binding subunit. Gene Ontology annotation, biological process: transmembrane transport. The record is from RefSeq and is a predicted model, not a curated record. The transcript has 4 exons. Lineage: Eukaryota; Metazoa; Arthropoda; Insecta; Diptera; Culicidae. The coding region runs from base 65 to 2221 and encodes 718 amino acids. Gene Ontology annotation, molecular function: ABC-type oligopeptide transporter activity; ATP binding; ATP hydrolysis activity. Gene Ontology annotation, cellular component: membrane.
GCACAAAACCGGAGGACCUUAAACAACUUAAAUCAUCAACCGGGUGAAAAUCGGGGAAGCGGAGAUGCUGAAGCUUUUACUCACCCCAAACCGACCAAGCUGCUGGCGUGGCGUGCUAAGACCCGGUUCGCACAGCACCAACCAGUCUGGCGCGUUGCUUCGAAGAACAAUUCAAACCCUCAGUGAUGGCCGUUCGGCGUUCCUACAGAAGAGCACACGAGGUCGACUCAUCAUACACCAAACGGUGGCAAAAGGCGGACGCGCGGUGACUAAGAACCGCACGAAGGUGUUCCGGGUGUUGCUGGGGGGCAGUGCAAUCUCUCUAACGCUCGGAUUUCAGUACCGGCGGUGGUUCGUUCACUGCGAAGCUAAUGCUAACCGACUCGCUGGCCAACGGUAUGGGUUCGACGAUGAAGCGGCCCGCUUCGAUUGGUGGAAGUUCUGGUCAUACCUAAAACAGCACCUCGGAAAGCUGGUUGGAGCCAUUCUGGCGGCUCUUGCUGUGGCGUACUUCAACAUUCAAAUACCGAACCUGCUCGGAGUGGUUGUCAAUAAGUUAGCCCGAUACGCUGGCGAUAGUCUCAAAGACAUCGAUACGGCGGCCUUCUUCCGCGAUCUGCGAGGUCCGUCGUUGAAGCUGUUUGGCAUGUACCUGGCACAGUCGGGCUUCACCUUCAUCUACAUCCUGCUGCUCAGCCAGAUCGGUGAACAGAUGGCGGCCAGCAUACGCCAGGAUCUGUUCCGCCAGAUCAUCAUCCAAGAUCUGGAGUUUUUCGACCGCAAUCGCACCGGCGAGCUGGUGAACCGACUUACGGCCGACGUACAGGACUUCAAGUCCAGCUUCAAGCAGUGCAUUUCGCAGGGUCUGCGAAGCUUCGCCCAGCUCGUCGGUGGCGGUAUAUCGCUCUUUUGGAUAUCGCCCCAGCUGGCCAGCAUAGCGCUCGUGUCGGUACCGGUUGCGGUGGGGUUGUUUUCGCUCCUCGGCCGCUCGUUGCGUCAUUUGAGUAAAAGUUCACAAGCACAAUCGGAACGUGCCACGGCCGUGAGUGAGGAAGCGCUGGCGAAUAUCCGCACGGUGCGGGCCAGUGCCAGCGAGCACGCCGAAGUGGAACUGUUCCGCGUGGAGACGCAAAAGUCGGCCGUCCUGUCGCAGCAGCUCGGGGCAGGAAUUGCGGUUUUUCAGGCGCUCAGCAACCUGUGCCUGAACGGGAUGGUGCUAACAACGCUGCUGCUUGGAGGCCACUUUAUGUCGGCGAACUCGAUCAGUGCAGGGGAUUUAAUGGCGUUUCUGGUGGCCUCGCAGGGUGUGCAACGUUCGCUGGCGCAAGGGUCGAUUCUGCUCGGAUCAGUGAUUCGCGGUAUGACGGCCGGAGCACGUGUCUUUGAGUAUUUGAACCUCGAACCGAAGGUUGACCUGCGCCACGGCCUCAUCAUUCCCGGCAGCACACUGCGCGGCGAGGUGCGCUUCGAGGGUGUCCAGUUCGUGUAUCCAACGCGCCCCAAUCAGCGUGUGCUGAAAGACUUCAAUCUGGUGCUCCAACCCGGACAAACGGUCGCGCUGGUCGGAGCCAGUGGGAGUGGUAAAUCCACCGUCGCAUCGCUGCUAGAACGAUUCUACGAACCGACGGCCGGUCGGAUUACGAUCGAUGGCCACGAAUUGAGCCACUUGGCCCCGAGUUGGCUUCGGGGCGAACUGAUAGGAUUCAUCGAACAGCAACCGGUCCUGUUCGGAACGACAAUCUACGAGAACAUCAGAUACGGUCGCCCGAGCGCUAGCAAAGAAGAGGUACUGCACGCGUCGAAAUUGUCCCAAUCGGACGAAUUCGUCCGCCAACUACCGGAUGGGUACGAAACGAUGGUUGGUGAGCGGGGCAUUCAGCUGAGUGGUGGCCAGCGGCAACGAAUCGCGAUCGCGAGAGCAUUACUAAAGCAGCCUACGAUUUUAGUACUAGACGAAGCAACCAGUGCAUUGGAUGCGGCCAGCGAAGCGGUCGUCCAGAGUGCGCUCGAUGCGGCCGUGCUCGAUAGAACGACGCUGGUGAUAGCGCACCGUCUGUCGACGAUCCGGAAUGCCGACGUAAUUGUGGUGUUAGAUCAUGGCCGAAUAGUCGAAGUCGGCAACCAUGACAGUUUGAUCAAGCUGGAAGGAUACUAUUACGAGCUGAUCAAGCAGCAGGAACGGCGGCAGCGCCAGGAGCAAGACCCGAGGGUCUAUGGUUGACAGGGUUUACUAGGGGUUAUAGGAAAUCAAAUUGUUAAGACGAGGGAUUGGGCGUCGUAAAUUACAAGACUUAUGCGGAACGUACGCGGGCUU